UUGGAAGUUGGAUGUGCUUUCCGAGUACACUAAAGGGAAUGUGGAGUUGGCAGAUAUAUUCAUGGGAAGACUUUUCUGUGGGUUAUGUCCAGAGUGCAUGUUCAGACUGCAUUGCGAUGACUCUCACACUGCACCUUCAUGGCCUAUUGGACAAGAGCCUGUUGUUUGGUCAGUGUUCUCGGUAACCAAGAUUCUGCCAGUCGGAAGAUGGUGACGGCGAUGAUGAUGAUGAUGAAGAAUAGUCUGUUCCUUCUUGCUUGGCUUAGCUUCUGUGCCAAGGCUGAGGUCUUCACCUCCAUCGGUCAGAUGACAGACCUCAUCUUCACAGAGAAGGAGCUGGUGCAGUCUCUGAAAGAAUACAUCCAAGCUGAAGAAACCAAGCUGUCUGCUGUCAAAAGCUGGGCGAGCAAGCUGGACAUGCUGACCCAAAUGUCGACCUCUGACCCUGAGGGGUACCUAGCGCAUCCAGUCAACGCCUACAAGCUGAUGAAGAGGCUAAACACAGAGUGGUCCGAGCUGGAGAGCCUGGUGCUGCAGGACCCCUCUGACAGUUUCAUCGCCAACAUGUCGGUCCACCGACAGUACUUCCCCGACGAGGAAGACCAGAAGGGCGCGGCGAAGGCUCUGAUGCGGCUGCAGGACACGUACAAACUGGACUCGGAGAGCAUCUCCCAGGGCCGCCUGCCAGGUGUGCGCUACAACGCGCUCCUGACGGUGGACGACUGCUUCGACAUGGGGAAGAUGGCCUACAACGACGCCGACUACUACCACUCCGUCCUGUGGAUGCAACAGGCCCUGCGACAGCUGGACGCCGGUGAAGACGCCUCCACCUCCAAAUCUGACGUCCUGGACUACCUCAGCUACUCCGUCUACCAGCUGGGAGACCUGCCCCGCGCCAUCGAGCUCACCAGACGCCUGGUCUUCAUCGAUCCCAGCCACCAGAGGGCGGGAGGGAACCUGCGCUACUUCGAGAAGCUGCUCUCCACGGAGAUGCGUGAGCAGGCCAGGAAGCCGACGGACCCCGCGUCAGAGCGGCCCAUCGACCUGGCCACCUACGAGCGCCCCCGCGACUACCUGCCCGAGAGGGACACCUACGAGGCCCUGUGCCGCGGAGAAGGGGUCAAAAUGACCACGCAGAGGCGCAGCCGGCUGUACUGCAGGUACCAUGACGGGAGGAGGAACCCGCGCCUCCUGCUGGCGCCCAUGAAGGAGGAGGACGAGUGGGACAGCCCCCACAUCGUGCGCUACCUCGACGCCCUGUCCAACCAGGAGAUCGAGAAGAUCAAGGAGCUGGCCAAACCCAGGCUUGCGAGAGCGACUGUGAGGGAUCCCAAGUCGGGCGUUCUGACGGUCGCUCACUACAGAGUAUCGAAAAGUGCAUGGCUGGAAGGAGAGGAGGACCCUGUCAUCGACCGUGUCAAUCGCAGGAUACAGGACAUCACCGGCCUGACUGUAGACACAGCUGAGCUGCUACAGGUCGCCAACUACGGCGUCGGGGGUCAGUACGAGCCGCAUUUCGAUUUCUCACGGCGUCCUUCUGACAGUAGCCUGAAGAAAGAUGGAAAUAGGCUUGCAACCUAUCUGAACUACAGAGAUGAGCCUGAUGCUUUCAAAUCAUUAGGCACUGGAAAUCGUGUGGCUACUUUUUUAAAUUAUAUGAGUGACGUAGAGGCGGGAGGGGCGACCGUGUUCCCUGAUUUCGGGGCCGUCAUCUGGCCCAGGAAGGGCACCGCGGUCUUCUGGUACAACCUCUUCAGAAGUGGAGAAGGAGACUACAGAACCAGACACGCCGCCUGCCCCGUUUUAGUGGGAAGUAAAUGGGUGUCCAAUAAAUGGAUCCACGAGCGCGGCCAGGAGUUCCGGAGACCGUGCGGAUUGACGGAAGUGGACUGAAUGUUUCCGGGGCUUCUCCGCUGCUGAACCACCCCCCCACCCGCCCCGCCCAGCCCAGGACCUGAGGCCCAGCCCCUCCUGUAGGACCUGAACUACCAAGCACAACCCCGCACAUCCCUCUGGGUGUGGACCUACCCUGGAACACCACUUGAACAGAUCUGGAAUGUUGGGAAAUAUGGAAAUCCACAGAUACGCCUGCAGCUCACUGGCUCUUUUCCCAUACAUCCUGUGGUCAGGUGGUGACUUGGAAACACAGAUGUCUGUUGCUACUUUUAUCCUUUUAAAACGGUCUUCAUUCAUGCCUUGAAAUGCAUAAAAACCCACCUAACAAUUAAGCCCCAUAAACAGUUGCUUUUAAACCGUUGGAGCUAUUUAUAGCCAGUGUAAGUUAUUGCACUGUACCAUUGUAAUAUGUUCUGUGGUUAAAAAAAAAUUUGGGCAACACACAAUAAACUUUUUUUUAUUUUUAUUUGAUUUGAUGCCAAGACCAUAUUGUUUUUGUUUUUUUAUUCUGAGUAUUUGUAUUAAUGUUAAAUGAUUUUGUGUACCACGUAACGCAUACGUUAUGUCUGUAUUUAAAAAUCACACAGUAAUGGUUACAUCCUGAAAAGUGUGAGGCUGAGUUGAUAUUUAGUGAUGAUAUUUAAUGCACAAAAAAAUUAAGUGCUAGUA
This is a messenger RNA of Conger conger (European conger), 2565 nucleotides long. RefSeq names its product procollagen-proline, 2-oxoglutarate 4-dioxygenase (proline 4-hydroxylase), alpha polypeptide 2 (gene p4ha2). Gene Ontology annotation, biological process: peptidyl-proline hydroxylation to 4-hydroxy-L-proline. Gene Ontology annotation, molecular function: L-ascorbic acid binding; protein binding; iron ion binding. The record is from RefSeq and is a predicted model, not a curated record. Gene Ontology annotation, cellular component: endoplasmic reticulum. NCBI's taxonomy places the organism in Eukaryota, Metazoa, Chordata, Actinopteri, Anguilliformes, Congridae. Bases 139 to 1893 code for a protein of 584 amino acids. The transcript has 16 exons.